This is a messenger RNA of Punctularia strigosozonata HHB-11173 SS5, 798 nucleotides long. Its product is annotated as casein kinase subunit II beta. The coding region runs from base 1 to 798 and encodes 265 amino acids. The record is from RefSeq and is a predicted model, not a curated record. Gene Ontology annotation, molecular function: protein kinase regulator activity. Gene Ontology annotation, cellular component: cytoplasm; protein kinase CK2 complex. The transcript has 3 exons. NCBI's taxonomy places the organism in Eukaryota, Fungi, Basidiomycota, Agaricomycetes, Corticiales, Punctulariaceae.
AUGAGAUCCGACUGUAACGCUCUGCAGUGGAUAUCGUGGUUCCUCUCCUCUAAAGGGAACGAAUACUUUUGCGAAGUCGAAGAAGACUACAUCCUCGACCGCUUCAACCUUACCGGUCUAAACACCGAAGUGGCCAACUACUCACAAGCGCUGGAUCUGAUAACGGAUAAUCUAGAAGACGACGACGUGCAGGACGAGCUUCGAGGGUCGCUCGAUGUCCAAGCCCGUCUACUAUACGGCCUCAUCCACGCGCGAUGGAUCGUCACCGUGCGCGGCCUCUCGAAGAUGCUCGACAAAUACAAGCGCGCCGACUUCGGUCGCUGCCCGCGCGUCUUCUGCCAGUCUCAGCCACUCCUCCCCGUCGGCCUCACGGACGUCCCGUACGAGAAGUCGGUCAAGCUAUACUGCGGCCGGUGUGAGGACAUCUACUCCCCGAAGAGCUCCCGUCAUGGCUCGAUCGAUGGCGCGUACUUCGGUACCACCUUCCCCCACCUCAUGUUCCUCGUCUACCCCCACCUCAUCCCUCCCAAGGCGAACCCCUCCGAUCCGGCCCGGGGCGAUGGCAGGGCCGAAGACUGGGCGAAGGGCGUGCGGAGGCGAGGCUCGACGCGCGAAGACGAGGUGGUCGCCGAAGGCGCGGCGGAGGGUCUCAGCACCGCGACCGCGGCGCUCAAGGCCGAACGCUACCGCCCUAAGAUCUUCGGCUUCCAGGUGAACGAGAUCGCCAAACUGCAGCGUUGGCAGGAAGCAGUCAGGGAUAAACAAAUCGCCCGACUGGAAGAGCUGGAAUACUCGUAG